Molecule: messenger RNA, 1067 nt
Organism: Myxocyprinus asiaticus (Chinese sucker)
Lineage: Eukaryota; Metazoa; Chordata; Actinopteri; Cypriniformes; Catostomidae
Product: axin interactor, dorsalization-associated protein-like
Exons: 10
Coding region: 111-1025 (304 amino acids)
Biological process (GO): determination of ventral identity
Cellular component (GO): membrane
Molecular function (GO): phosphatidylinositol binding
Source: RefSeq, a predicted model, not a curated record
UGCACGCGCAUGUGUCGGUGACGCCGGAGCCCUGUGCGUUUCACAGUGGAGAUAAAAACUCACCAGCGAUGACCAACCGAAAACCUUUCGUGCAACUUUAAUCCGAGAAGAUGUCAGAUGUCACCAAAACCGUCCAAAAGUGGCACGCGAGUUUUAAAAAGGGCACGGACUUUGAUUCUUGGGGGCAGCUGGUGGAAGCCAUCGAUGAAUAUCAAAUACUUGCGAGGCAACUUCAGAAAGAGAUUCAUUCAUCAUCAAACUCGCAUGAUUUCACUGAGGAACAGAAGAAAACCCUGGGAAAAUGUGCAACAUGCCUUGAAAUGCGAAGUGCAGCCUUACAGUGCACACAAUCUCAAGAGGAGUUCAAGUUAGAAGACCUGAAAAAACUGGAACCCAUUAUUAAGAACAUUCUGACUUGCAACAUAGAUUUCCCUUUUGAUGUCCAGCCAGUGCCUUUGAGGAAAAUGUUUGCACCAGGAGAGGAGGAAAACCUAGAGGUGGAAGAAGAGUCGGAUGCUGAUACUGGUGUGGGUUCGACUCCAUCGUUCCCCGCUAGAGUGCCAGGUACUUUGUUGCCACGGUUACCCUCAGAGCCUGGAAUGACUCUCCUCACACUAACGAUAGAGAAGAUUGGGCUAAAAGAUGCAGGACAGUGUAUAGACCCUUACAUUACAGUCAGUGUUAAAGAUCAGAACGGAAUUGAUUUGAACCCAGUUCAAGACACUCCAGUGGCAACACGAAAAGAAGACACGUACAUUCAUUUCAGAGUGAAUGUGGAAAUCCAGAAACAUCUAGAAAAACUACCCAAAGGUGCUGCUAUUUUCUUUGAAUUCAAACACUACAAACCCAAGAAAACGUUUACCAGCACUAAGUGUUUUGCUUUCAUGGAAAUGGAUGAAAUCAAACCAGGUCCCAUUGUUAUAGAACUGUAUAAGAAACCAACUGACUUCAAGAGGAAAAAACUCAACCUCCUGACCAAGAAACCACUCUACCUGCACCUAAAUCAAACUUUGCACAAAGACUAAACACAUAUCCCACAGCCGAGAAUGUGACUGACAUAAAUGGAC